Molecule: messenger RNA, 583 nt
Organism: Apaloderma vittatum (bar-tailed trogon)
Lineage: Eukaryota; Metazoa; Chordata; Aves; Trogoniformes; Trogonidae
Gene: UFM1
Product: ubiquitin-fold modifier 1
Exons: 4
Biological process (GO): protein K69-linked ufmylation
Cellular component (GO): nucleus; cytoplasm
Source: RefSeq, a predicted model, not a curated record
GUUAAGUGUGCCAGAAAGUACACCUUUCACAGCUGUCCUGAAGUUUGCCGCAGAAGAAUUCAAAGUUCCUGCAGCAACAAGUGCCAUUAUAACAAAUGAUGGUAUAGGAAUAAACCCUGCACAGACAGCAGGAAAUGUGUUUCUAAAGCAUGGUUCGGAUCUACGGAUUAUUCCCAGAGAUCGAGUUGGGAGUUCUUAACAUCUCCUGAAAGCCUUGGAAUAAGUGACAUUGCCACGCAGCAAACGUCUAUUUAUUUUGAAACUUCAAAAUGCAAUUAAUGAAUUGGCCUUUUUUAAAGCUAGCAAAAAUUAUUUCCCAGGAUUUGAUUUUUUUGAAACAGAGAUAAGGUUUUGUUUUCUUGUUAAAUUAUAUUAACUCAUGCACUUAUUCUUCCCUGACUUGUAGAAGAAUGGGCUGAUUGCAUGUUAUGUUAUUGAAAAAAGAUGGACUGCUCUGUCGAUGUUACUGAUUCCACAAGGGUAAACACACAGCCACAAUCAACAGAUAUUUAAAAUACUGGAUAUUGCUGAGCCUACUUUUUGGAAGGGGGAACUGUGUUACGAUCUGACGACACAGAAUUUG